This is a messenger RNA of Vicugna pacos (alpaca), 1739 nucleotides long. The record is from RefSeq and is a predicted model, not a curated record. Lineage: Eukaryota; Metazoa; Chordata; Mammalia; Artiodactyla; Camelidae.
AUGGCGGUGCCUCUGUUGGUGAUGGUUGUAUUUGGGUGGAGACUUGACUGGAGAGACUCCCCCGGUGUAAAUGAAGUGCUUUAUUUAUUAACAGCCAGGCAGUGGGGGCGAGAGCUCUCGGUGCUGGCAAAUGCCGUCCAGGCACUGGUAAUAAAGGCGUUCUCCGGGGGCAGGGUGGGGUUACCCCGAGGGAAUACGGUGAUUGUCCGUCCCAUGCAGACUUUGACCAGGGCCAGCAAAAGCACCCGGAAGAGCUUGCUUGGUGAUGGACAGAAUUUGUUUACAAAAGACGUGACAGUGAUCGAGGGAGAAGUUGCAACCAUCAGCUGCCAAGUCAAUAAGAGUGACGACUCCGUUAUUCAACUACUGAAUCCCAACAGGCAGACCAUUUAUUUCAGGGACUUCAGGCCUUUGAAGGACAGCAGGUUCCAGCUGCUGAAUUUUUCGAGCAGUGAACUCAAAGUGUCGUUGACAAAUGUCUCAAUUUCUGAUGAAGGAAGAUACUUUUGCCAGCUCUACACCGACCCCCCGCAGGAAAGCUACACCACAAUCACAGUCCUGGUCCCACCACGUAAUCUGAUGAUCGAUAUCCAGAAAGACACAGCGGUGGAAGGUGAGGAGAUUGAGGUCAACUGCACCGCCAUGGCCAGCAAGCCAGCCACGACCAUCAGGUGGUUCAAAGGGAACAAGGAGCUAAAAGGCAAAUCGGAGGUGGAGGAGUGGUCAGACAUGUACACUGUGACUAGUCAGCUGAUGCUAAAGGUGCACAAGGAGGAUGACGGGGUCCCGGUGAUCUGCCAAGUGGAGCACCCUGCCGUCACUGGAAACCUGCAGACCCAGCGGUACCUGGAGGUGCAGUAUAAGCCUCAAGUGCAUAUUCAGAUGACUUAUCCUCUACAAGGCCUAACCCGGGAAGGGGACGCGCUUGAGUUAACAUGUGAAGCCAUCGGGAAGCCCCAGCCGUUGAUGGUAACUUGGGUGAGAGUCGAUGAUGAAAUGCCUCAACACGCCGUCCUGUCGGGGCCUAACCUGUUCAUCAAUAACCUAAACAAAACAGAUAAUGGUACCUACCGCUGUGAGGCUUCCAACAUAGUGGGGAAAGCUCAUUCGGAUUAUAUGCUGUAUGUAUACGAUCCCCCCACAACUAUCCCUCCUCCCACAACAACCACCACCACCACCACCACCACCACCUCCACCACCAUCCUUACCAUCAUCACAGACCCAACGGCGACGACAGAGCCAGCAGUUCACGGCCUUACUCAGUUGCCCAAUUCCGCAGAAGAACUGGACAGUGAGGACCUCUCAGAUUCUCGAGCAGGUGAAGAAGGCUCGAUCAGGGCGGUGGAUCACGCCGUGAUCGGCGGCGUCGUGGCCGUGGUGGUCUUCGCCAUGCUGUGCCUGCUCAUUAUCCUGGGCCGCUAUUUUGCCAGACAUAAAGGUACAUACUUCACUCAUGAAGCCAAAGGAGCCGAUGACGCAGCAGACGCAGACACAGCUAUAAUCAAUGCAGAAGGAGGACAGAACAACUCGGAAGAAAAGAAAGAGUACUUCAUCUAAGCAGCCUUUUUGUUUCCAUGAGGUGUCCAACUGGCCCUAUUUAGAUGAUAAAGAGACAGUGAUAUUGGAACUUGCGAGAAAUUCGUGUGAUCUUUUAUGAAUGGGUGGAAAGGUGCGAGACUGAGAAGGCUUGGGAUUUGCUGUGUAAAAAAAAAAAGAAAAGAAAUGUUCUUUGAAAAGUA